AUGGCGGGCCGACCGCUUUUACGAGAGCUACGAUCCAGCAAUGAUACAAUAUGUCGAUCCUGCCGUCUGGCGAUACGACAACGACCUACACAACGAAUAGCGGCAGCAUAUAGUACCAAAUCCACAGCGAAACAGUACAUCGAUGAUGAUGCAACACGGAAACCUACCAAAUUCGAACUCAAACAGUACAUUGACCGAAUAAAAUCUCUUCGGAGCCCAAGCAAGGAUGAUAAAGAGUCGUUCAGCGUGCGAUUCUUUGAACAAAACGACAACAAAAGGACAGAGCUUUUUGGCGAAGAGGCUUUUGACGACUCACUCAAUGAAGUGGAUACAUCAGGCUUGAAGGAAGCUCUGUUGGAAAUCAAGGACGAUAUCGGCGGAAAAGACGAAAAGGCUGCUUUCCAAGAUGUGGUCGAUCAACUGGGCAACGAAUGGCAUAGAAUGAAGUCGGCAGAUGACCUAGAAAGAAUUAUUGCAAAGUUGGAUGCAUAUACCGCUGCGAUCGAUAAAGAAAUCGACAAAACUGGUGCAGAUUUACCAAAGGAGCUGUUGGAGAAAUUGGAUACAGAACUUCCAGGACUGCCCGGCCUUGGAUCUCUUGGUUCUCGAGUAACGUUCCCUCAAAUUCCAGAGAAGCCGUGGACGAACAACCAACGGAGGAAGAUCGCUCGUCUCAACACUGUUCUAUCUCAAGUCGCCAGGAAUUAUCGCAGGGGUAUCAAGCUUAAUACCAAGACAGUACAAGGCGUGUACAAACACUACCACUCAGCUAGACUCUCUCUUGCCCACGGCUGGAGUCAUGUCCCUCUUGAAGUUUGGGAUUUACUAUGGAAGAUAUUUUCAGUAGAUGAAUCCGUUAACAUCCAUCGCCUUUCACAUAUCGCACUUCUUGCUCGCGACAUGAGCGAGGCCAGAGUUACCCUGAAUCCCGCUCAGCAGCUUUUAACAAUCGAGGCUGUGUUUGUUGAUGGGUGGGAGUCGAAGGCCAUUGAGAACUGGAAGCGAUGCAUGGGCACGUUGGGCGACGAAAACGCUGAGACAUUUCAAGAGUUCUGGGAGCUUGGUGUGAGAAUGUACUGUCGCACGGGCGAUCUAGACCAGGCGCAGCGAGCCAUUGGCAAGCUGAUCCAAAAACAAUCUGAUCCUCGAAUCCUGAUGCCUCUCAUCCGGACGUGGUCUGAGCUUGGUACAGAAGACGGCAAGGAGAAAGCUUGGGUAGCAUACCGUCAACUGCGCGAGCUUCUGGGUGAACGCAUGGAGCUCGCCGACUACGACCAAGUCAUAUCCUAUUUCCUGACUACGCACCAGACCGAGAACGGCCUAUACGCUUUCGUUGACAUGAUGAGCGAUGGCAAGAUCGACUUGAAGCAGCAAAAACGCCUGCCUUCGGUCGUGGGAAACAAGUUCUUCUUUGGAAAGUGGCUGAAGAGAUUGAUUGGUGCGGGCGACUUGAACGGAGCUCACAGCGUCGUAGAGUUUAUGGGCCAGAAGUGCAUCGAGCCAGCUCCUGUUCAACUGAACGGUCUUAUUGCAGCAUGGCAACGUGCGGGAGGUGUCGAGGACCUCGAGAAAGCGGACAAGAUGGCUUGGGGCAUGAUUGACACUCGAAUUGAAUUCGUUAAGGCCAGGAAAGAAGCCAUGGAUUCACAGGAUGAGCCCCCACGCAAGGGCAAUCCUCAAACUCUACCACGAGCAACGCUGGAGACCUUCUCACUAUUGGCAGAGAACUACCGUCUACGAGAUUUGCACGAUCGCAUCCUCAUACUCUGGGAUGCCUUCCGCGAAGCGGAGAUGAAGGCCGACUCAUUUGUCAUCAACCAACUUCUCGAAUCAUACAUUCAAGCAGGUCAAUUUCAACAAGCCUUGGAAUUAUACCAAACGCUCGUGGUGGAGAAGGGCGUCGAGCCUGACCCUUUCACGUUUAGCGCACUGUGGAAGACCCUUUCUGUCAACCGACUGCACACCGCAGCUGGCCCUAUCGCUGGUCAGGUCGAGCAAACCCGAGCUAUGUUUGCCGAGACAAUCAAGUUUCAGCACAUCUUUCUGCCUGACGGUAUGGACGGUCAGCUCGCUCGCAAGAUCCUACACACAUUCCGUCGUAUCAAGGAUAACGUCGGUCUUGUUGUGGCGUUGACGACCCUUCGAGAGGGGUUUCGCUUUCUUCCUCCCGAGACGCUUGUCCUUGAGAUGGUUCUUGAAACAACGAAAUUAGCAUGGGAUUCUCCCACCCAUCGACGCCGUCUCACGAACGCCAAGCGCGAUCUCGAUCGAAACCUCGCCGCUUCGGCUGGUGGCAAUGGCUCAAGCCUCGAAAACGAGCGUCGUGCUGAAGCUCUGUUCGAAUACCUGCAGAGACAGUACUGGCCUACUGAGGGUGACGAAGCUUACAAGUCAAAAUUAUUCAAAGAGGCGGCGGCGCAGAUGGGAGUGUACGAUUUGUUGAAAAAGAGUGUAAAACAGUAA
Messenger RNA from Fusarium venenatum, 2463 nucleotides. RefSeq lists its product as uncharacterized. The record is from RefSeq and is a predicted model, not a curated record. Gene Ontology annotation, molecular function: protein binding. Lineage: Eukaryota; Fungi; Ascomycota; Sordariomycetes; Hypocreales; Nectriaceae.